Messenger RNA from Adineta ricciae, 1227 nucleotides. The record is from the annotation of a GenBank genome assembly. Lineage: Eukaryota; Metazoa; Rotifera; Eurotatoria; Adinetida; Adinetidae.
AUGACUCGAACUCAACAAACUCGAGGAGUACAACAUACGACAGUCACGAAUUCUAUUUGCGCAUCAACCUAUGACGAUCUCGACGAAGAUAUCGACGGAAAUGGGAUUGAAAAUGAUCAAACAAUGGAUGAAGGUCAGGUUGAACACGAUGUAUCAAUGAAUGACGAAGAAGAAGUAGAAGAAGAAGAAAUCAAUGAUGGUAUUGGUGCCGGUGAUGGCGGUACUGAUAAUGCCCGGAAAGGUGCAAAGAAGUUGAAAUCAAAUGUAUGGCAGUAUGCAGAAAAGCUUAAAAAUGGAAUGGCCAAAUGUUUAAAAUGCAAAGCACGUAUUAAGACCACCAAUGGUGCAACAUCUACCUUAAGAAAACAUUUGAUAAAAGAACAUCGUCUAACGCAUUUAACUUUAUCACCUGCUUCACGUCCAAAACCAACUUCGAAUAACUCAAUUACUCGAGAAAAGAAGAAUCGUUUGGAUUAUUUAGCAACUGUGGCCAUCAUCGAGGAUGGUCGGACAUUUGGCGAUCUUCGUAAAAGUGGGAUAACGAAGUUUUUAGAUGAAGCAAUAUCAGAUGGAGCCAAUAACGAUUUAAUAACUGAUGGUUGGUCAGAUGACGUUAUGACUGCUGAUUCGAAUGAUAUCGAUAACAACAAUAAUAAUAACAAUAAGUUUCAUAUUACCAAAGACAGUUUGGCUAUGACUAUACACAAAUGCCGGUCAUUAACCCAAAUGACACGUGGUACACAACAUUUGUCCAAAUAUGUCAAUUAUCAAAGGGAAUUAUUAGGAAUCAAGUCACGUCGAUUGAGUAAUGAUUGUAUUACUCGUUGGAAUUCAACAUAUAUUUCACUUUUAUCCAUUGUACAGCACAAACAGGUAUUGAUAAACCUGAUCGAAAAUCGGAACAAAUUGCCAUUAACAUCAGCACAGAAAGAAAAAUUAUCCUUACUUGAAUUGACGAGCAAUGAUUGGAUAAUUAUCAACGAAUUAGUCCAUUUAUUGGAACCUAUUUAUAAUGCUACAGAGUACUUAUCUGGUUCGAAAUACCCAACGAUCGGCUUGACUUUAUUUACUCUACGUGGUAUUAAAGAAUUUUUAGAAGAUGAUGAUUAUGAUGAUAAAACAGAUGUGUUUAUCAUUUUGAAAAAUUAUUUUCUCGAUGCAUUCAACGUUUACUUUAAUGAAAACGAUGAUCAGUACAAUCUUUUAACAGUGCGUAUUCCAGGUUGA